This is a messenger RNA of Zygotorulaspora mrakii, 5031 nucleotides long. RefSeq names its product phospholipase D (gene SPO14). The transcript has a single exon. Gene Ontology annotation, molecular function: D-type glycerophospholipase activity. Lineage: Eukaryota; Fungi; Ascomycota; Saccharomycetes; Saccharomycetales; Saccharomycetaceae. The record is from RefSeq and is a predicted model, not a curated record. Gene Ontology annotation, biological process: intracellular signal transduction; cell motility; phosphatidic acid biosynthetic process. The coding region runs from base 1 to 5031 and encodes 1676 amino acids.
AUGGCAUCAAAUCGCCGGAUUCAUUGUAAUCAAGAAAUGCGCCCACUUCAGAUCUUAUAUCCGGGUUACCCAGCAAGUUCUUUCAGCUUUGUUCAACAAGGGCGGCAAAAAUGUUGCUGGAGCAAGAUGUUAAAAUGUAAACAAAUAUUCAUCAGGAGAAGAACGUGUGGAGUCUGUCGGUUGUUUAGCCAAGUGGAAGUUCCAAUGGGCACAAAUACGGGCACCGAUGCGGUUAUUCCAGGUAUUUCAGACGCUGGAGAGCUAGACAACGGGGGAAAGAAAGGGUGGAAAUCGGGUGUGGAAGACCCUGAUAAAAAUGAGCAGCAGGCCAGGGAUGAAGAGCAGAGAAGAAUUGAGGGUAUUGAUGGAGCUGGAGACAAGGAAGCAGUGUACAAGAACUUGAUUUUCCACGGUGUACCGAAUUGCACAGUAAGCGAUACGGAGGGGCACCAAGUGGAGCAAGAAGAGGAGGAUGCUCAAAAUGAGCAACAUGAGGCGGAAUCCUACCCAGAGCAGGAACUUAAACAGGACGUUCGGCAGUCACGUACCAAGUCUUUCAUACAGGACCAGCAGUUCGAAGUAUGGCGCAAGGAGUUCAAGGAAGCCUUUCGGAAGGUCGCCACGUUUUCGCGGUUUAAGUCACCGUGGAAGCAGCAGCAUCAGCAGCCGCAAUCGCAGCCUCAGAAUCCUCAGCACUUACUAAAUGAGAAGGAUUUGUACACUCAAAAAUUGGCCUCCGAUCUUAUCGAUUCUCUUUUGGCGGGAUGCCCAGCUGCAUUGUUCCCAAGUUGCCAAUUUCUAAGAGACGAGCAUGGCCAAAAGAGGGCACCUAUGCUAUUGGCAAUGCUUGGAGUCCGGGUUGAGCCGUAUACGCCUCGCGAAUCCAGUUCUGAUAAAACUGGCCCCAGAUCUAGAGGUAAUAAUGAUACAGAUGAUGAUACGAGUUCCAUAUUUUCUCAAGCUUUUGAACCAUCGAGGAAUGAAGAGCACACUAAAAAAUUGUUCAAAUUACAAUUGGAGUACGGAAUUGGUGAAAAUAGAUUGAAAUGGCACGUCAUAAAGAGUUAUAAGGACUUGAACAAUUUACACAAUAAAUUAAAACUUGUCUCGUUCCAGCAAAACACUUUGAACAAAAUUUACAUCGACCACUACAGAUUCAAUAAAAUGCAUAUACCGCAUUUUCCACGUUUAGGUGAUCGCGAAAGAAAUUUAAUGAACUCUUCUGUUGGAAAUGGAAGGCAGGAUCAUCAAAAUUCGAGCCAAGAAGAGAGAAACCCAUUAUCAGCAUCUUCUUUGUCACCGACAUCUUCAAGAUCUUCUUUGAGUUCUAUGAGAUCGUCUUUAAAUUUUGCAAUUGACAAAUUCAAAGUUAAGCAUCUGCAGGAUCUCAUUGAAGAGGAGGAUGACUACAACCAGCCAAUGUAUCUGCGACUAGAGAGAUACCUAAGACUGUUAAAUAUAGCACUUUCUGUUAGACCUCAGGCAAAUAGAUUAUUCCAAUUCUAUGAGUUAUCACCAAUCGGAAACUUACUAAGUUAUGAAGUCGGUCUUCAAGGAAAACAAGGCCAACUAAUUAUUAGAUCAACUGCAAAGAGUCAAGGCUGGAGAGUUUCCCAUUUUAGCUUCAAUGAUCUCAGGGAAAUGAUUGAAAGACACACAACAAAGUGGUUUCUCGUCAGACAUUCUUAUAUCCUUUAUGUGUCAGAUCUUUGCUCUACAACACCGUUGGAUGUUUUUUUGGUUGAUUCUCAGUUUCAUAUCAAAUGGUCGGGCAAUAAAAAACAAGACUAUAAUGUUAAUAUAAAUGAUACAGACUUAAAUCAAGAUAACAAAAGAAAAAUCUCGACCAAAUUAUUGAUCACUUUAAGUAAUAGCGAGAGGAAAUUACAAGUUAUUUGUAAAUCAGAAGCUUCAUUGAAGCAAUGGGUUUCGUCAAUUUCACACAUGGUUAAAAAUACUAUCUGGUCUAAACCUCAUAGAUUUGAUAGUUUUGCUCCAGUUAGAAAAAAUGCUUUUUGUAAAUUUCUAGUUGAUGGUAGAGAUUAUUUUUGGGCUUUGAGCGAGGCUUUACUAAUGGCGGAAGACGUUAUAUAUAUUCAUGAUUGGUGGUUGUCACCAGAACUGUACAUGCGUCGACCAGUAAAUGGUAAUCAAGAGUUUAGAAUUGAUAGGAUCCUGAAAAGGAAAGCCGAAAAGGGUAUUAAAGUUUUUAUUGUAGUUUACAGAAAUGUUGGUACAACUGUCGGAACCGAUAGUUCUUGGACAAAGCACUCAAUGUUAAAUUUACACCCCAAUAUUCAUCUAAUAAGAUCCCCAAACCAAUGGUUACAGAACACAUACUUUUGGGCACAUCAUGAAAAAAUGACGGUUAUAGACAAUACUAUUGCAUUUAUGGGUGGUAUAGAUUUAUGUUAUGGGCGUUAUGAUACCCCCGAACAUAGCUUAUGUGAUGAUCAUGCAAAUCUAAAGGAUCAAAUAUUUCCUGGAAAAGAUUAUUCUAACGCUCGUAUAUGUGACUUUUUUGAUCUAGAUAAACCCUUUGAAUCCAUGUAUGAUAGAAGCAAAAUUCCGAGAAUGCCAUGGCAUGACGUUCAUACGAUGACAAUAGGUGAAGCAGCAAGAGAUAUGGCGAGACAUUUCGUUCAAAGAUGGAAUUAUCUUUUGAGACAGAAAAGACCAAGUAGACCAACCCCUUUGCUGACCCCACCGAGUGAUUUCACCAGAGAUGAAAUAGAAAAUUCAUCAUUUUUCAAGAUGCUCAAACCUAGAUCAACAUGUGAAGUUCAAGUUCUUAGAAGUGCGGGCAAUUGGUCAUUGGGCCUGAAAGAAACGGAAAAAUCCAUUCAAAAUGCAUAUCUGAAAUUGAUAGAAACAAGUGAGCACUAUAUUUAUAUUGAAAAUCAGUUUUUUAUAACAGCCUCUCAAUGGGAUGGUGUUGUUAUCGAGAAUAAAGUUGGUGAUGCAAUAGUUGAUAGGAUUAUUAGAGCGAAUAGUGAGGGCAAAGUUUGGAAGGCAUUCAUUUUAAUUCCAUUGAUGCCAGGUUUUGAUUCACCGAUUGACCAACCUGAAGCUUCGAGUGUUCGUGUCAUAAUGCAAUGUCAAUAUCAAAGUAUUUCUCGAGGAGAAACUUCCAUAUUUUCGAAAUUGAAAAAGUUGAACAUAGAUCCAAUGCAAUAUAUUCAAUUUUACUCCCUGAGAAAGUGGUCUACAAUCGGUCCUAAUAAGAAAUUGGUAACAGAGCAGCUGUACGUUCAUGGUAAAGUUUUAAUCGUGGAUGAUAGAAGUUGUAUUAUAGGGAGUGCUAAUAUCAAUGAAAGGUCUCAGCUGGGCUGUAGGGAUAGUGAGGUUGCAAUGCUCAUUAGGGAUACAGACCUUGUAAAAUCAAAAAUGGACGAUGGGGUCUACUAUGCUGGAAGAUUCGCAUUGGAGUUACGAAAAAGAUUAAUGCGGGAGCAUUUAGGCUGUAAUGUAGAUUUGGUCGAAGUAGUGGAGAGAAAGUUCGGCCGUUUGGAAACGAUUGCUAGGAAUAACUAUAAAGAACUACAUUUGCUUGCUGAAGACUCGACAAAAAAUGAUAAGCUUGAUUCUGCCAUGCUGGAGUUGGCUUACCGUGAAAUAUUUGACGUUGAUUACAGUGAUCCGUGGAAAUCUAAAUAUUCUUCUUUACCUAAUGUCAAUUCAUAUGGAAUAUCUCAUCCAUUCUCUAAACCUUCCAAUGAAGAAUGUUUCAAGAACGAUUUUGAUGAUUUGCAGAGGAUCGAAAGUGAUAAUAAGAAAACAGCUCUGCCAGAUAGGCGAACGAAAACGAAAGCAAAUCAGAAUUUGUCAUGUGAUGGUUUAUUAAAUUAUCAUACCUUCAAUUAUAGAGCUGGCGAGGAAAACAUAGGAAUUAGGGAUAACAAACCAAUAAGUACGGAUCCGAGAUUAACAAACAAUAAAAAGCAUCAAGAAGAUGUAGAUGGUUUCGGUCUUGACGGUUGGAAGCAUGUAACAAAACACUUCAAGAAAAAUGUGACAGAGCAGCUUAGAGCGUGGGCCACUGCUGCUUUAGGUAAAAAUAAAAAUUCGAAGGGCUCCCUUGAUUUCUUACCUGAGAAGAAUGACAUCGAACAAUAUUUGCAAGAAGAAUCUAUUACUAGUGAGCAGAAAUGGGACAUGUUGAAAAGGAUAUGCUACUUGCAGCAUUUGUCUUAUAAAAAUAGAAGAAAUGCAGCUAGAGAGAAGGACGCAUCCUCUGAAGUUUCAGGGAAUGCGGGAAGUGACGGGCACAACGGUAUCCAUAAAUUGCACCAAGAUAUUCUUAAAGAACAAGAACUAGAUGAUCGUGAUAUCGACGAAUUGUUGGAACAGCUGGCACCAAAUUUCACGGAACAAGACGAUUCCCAAAAGGAGUUGAUGAAUUUAAAAUUCAUUGAUCCUUAUUCAUUUGACGAUCCCUUAUCGGUAUACUUUUACGACGAUCUCUGGUUUUCGGUUGCACUCCGCAACACGUUGUUGUUUAGACUGGUGUUUCAUUGUCAACCAGAUAACGCAGUGCAAUCCUGGAGAGACUAUAAAGAGUACAAUAGGUUGGCCGAAGAAUUUUCUGAAAGCCAAGAUCAACUAAUUGAGAUUGAAAUGGGCUCGCGCAGCACCCAAUCAACCACUGAGACACAAAAUUCGAGAGAAGAUGCGGGUGACGGAGAAUUACCAUUGAAAAAAGAUACUAAAGCACAUAUUCACAAAGGCAUCAGAAUUGCAGAUAUACCUCAAAAUGAACUCCAUGAAACAGGUCUUGACCAAGAACCUACCAAAAGGGAUAUGGACAAAGAGAGACGCUCUAAAGCCACCGCUUUAAAAAUGAGGCUCUCAGGAAGUUUACUUUACGGCACAAACCAACGUAUUUUCGACAAGUUUACUGCCAGACGGAUCCUUGAAAGACUUCAUGGACACCUAGUCAUAUUUCCAACCGAGUGGCUUUCCAGGGAGGUGGAGUCAAAAAAUUGGUUUUACAAUGUUGAUAGGCUCGCUCCAAUCGAAAUUUUCGAUUGA